GGUCUUGGCGCCUCCUCCAUCCUGGGGCCCGCAGCGGAGGGAUGUUCCCUGCCCAGGAGGAGGCCGACAGGACGGUGUUUGUGGGCAAUUUAGAGGCCCGCGUGCGGGAGGAGAUUCUGUACGAGCUGUUCCUUCAGGCUGGGCCACUAACCAAAGUGACUAUAUGCAAAGACAGAGAAGGAAAGCCGAAGUCUUUUGGAUUUGUCUGCUUUAAACACCCAGAAUCAGUGUCUUAUGCCAUAGCUUUGCUGAAUGGAAUUCGUUUAUAUGGAAGACCAAUUAAUGUGCAAUAUCGAUUUGGAAGUUCACGCUCUUCUGAACCAGCUAACCAAAGUUUUGAGAACUGUGUUAAGAUAAAUUCACAUAGCUACAGGAAUGAAGAAAUGAUGGGCAGAUCGUCCUUUCCCAUGCAAUUUUUUCCAGUUAAUAAUGCUGCUGUGCCUCAAGAAUCCUUUUUCUUUCAGAAGAUGCAGUGGUUCGCACAUAAUCCAGCGCCGCAGCUUCCUUACUAUGAGAUGACAGCCCCGCUUCCGAGCAGCGCGCCCGGGUCUUCCUCACUCAGUCAUGUUCCAGACCUGGAGGCUGGCCCCAGCUCUUACGAAUGGACUCUCCAGCAACCAAGUGACUCUGACCUCUAUCAGCUGAGUAAACGAAAGAGGCAAAAACCACCCAGUGACAGUGAGAGCAGCACGGAAAACAGCAGAGGAAAUGAAUACAGCCAGAAGUUCCGGAAGUGUAAGAAGAAGAAAAAAUAUUAGCAUGACCUUCAAAUGAAAUGUGCCUGCCCACAUUUUAAUUCUCUUACAAAAACUGUAUUCUAUCCAAUAACCAGUUUCAUGGCUGGCUUGUCAUUUUUGAAAUAUAUAACACUAUGAUAUAUCUGACUAUUCGGUAUUUUCCUUGAAUGACAGAAGCUUUGUAAAGGCAAUGUAAUGUAUUACUUUUUUCUAUUUGUUGUGAUAUUUUUGACCGAUUAUCAACUAGGAAUGCACUUCAUAGAAUUUUUAGAAUUGAUUAUGAAAGUCUGUAAACUGUUCUUCCAAAGAUGUUUACUAUACAUUUGCAAACCAGGAACCAUCCUCCCUAAAUUAUCAUCUAAAAUGCUCAGCUACAGAUACAUUGAGAUUAGUUAUGGAGCAGUGGAUUUUCUGAAAGAAAUUUGUGCAGAUAUUUAAAAGUUACGUGUUGUUACUAUUAGAGACAGAAUAAGCAGACUUUGUUAAAAACACUUUAUUUUUUAUGUCUCAAUAUGUUGGUUCUGGGCCUUUCUCUCCUGCAGUUUUAUUUCAUAAAACUAGGAUUUAGGACUAUAAUACCAAAGGAAAGAUAAUUAUCAUAGAACUAGCUUUUAGGUCAUUUCCCUUCCAUGUGAUUUUAUACACACAGGGAUACCUGCAUCUUCUUACUUAUUAAUUGUAUAUCAUGAAUAUUAGUUGUGUUGUAUUUAUGUUCGCCUCUUUUGCAAGGAGAGUUUGAGAGAAUAUACUUAACAAUUUAAUCUUGAUAGUGAACAG
This is a messenger RNA of Lepus europaeus (European hare), 1514 nucleotides long. RefSeq names its product RNA binding motif protein 11 (gene RBM11). Gene Ontology annotation, molecular function: single-stranded RNA binding. NCBI's taxonomy places the organism in Eukaryota, Metazoa, Chordata, Mammalia, Lagomorpha, Leporidae. Gene Ontology annotation, biological process: regulation of alternative mRNA splicing, via spliceosome. Bases 42 to 758 code for a protein of 238 amino acids. Gene Ontology annotation, cellular component: nucleus. The transcript is spliced from 5 exons. The record is from RefSeq and is a predicted model, not a curated record.